AUGUUAUUAUUAGGUCUGAACAGUACCACAUUAAGCGCAAUUUCGAAAUUGAUAUUGACGUCUGAUGUUACGGACGAUGUGAUUGCCGUCAUACGGCAUGUAGUCGAACAAUUGAAUAAUAGACUUCUAUCUGAAAAUGAACAGUCAGUUGAGAUGCCAGUCAACGUAAAACUAUGGCACACUCCUGGGUGUCACGAGCUUUUAGCAUCUCUAGGUUUCGACUUAAUUGAAGUUGGAAUAGACGAAGUAACACUGCGCACUGGCAAACAAGCCAAUAAACGCAGUAUUCAAUUUGUUCUUCAAGCUCUGUUAGCCUUAUUUGACACCCAAGAAGCCCCUAAAAGCCUUUCCUUGUGUUCAUCAAGUUCACUCGAAAGUGUAGUGACUGUUGAAGACGAUAGGCAAAARGAUUCUCCGUUAAAACCUAGUUCAACCAACGCACUGCGAGUGUCUGGAAGUAAUGGAUCCGGAGCAUUUACCAGUUAUGUUAGGAAAAGAGGAGAACCAGAUGGUAGAACUGCUUCAGAUGCGUCCACUCAAAUCACUAAGAACUCUACUGGAGUGCUAGUUAUGCCUACGAUAUUGAGUCGCAGAUCCGGUGGUACUAAUGGCGGCGGAGAAAGUGACGCUGCAUUUACACCAUCACCACCAGUUCCUGGAUUAGGGGAUGCAUUAAGCAAAACUCUAGCACACCAAACUAAAAUCAGAAAUCUAUAUUCUACUCCCGUCAGACCAGAUUCGUCGAGUUCGGCUAGCUCSGCCACGGAUUGGGAAGGUCUGAACAGUACCACAUUAAGCGCAAUUUCGAAAUUGAUAUUGACGUCUGAUGUUACGGACGAUGUGAUUGCCGUCAUACGGCAUGUAGUCGAACAAUUGAAUAAUAGACUUCUAUCUGAAAAUGAACAGUCAGUUGAGAUGCCAGUCAACGUAAAACUAUGGCACACUCCUGGGUGUCACGAGCUUUUAGCAUCUCUAGGUUUCGACUUAAUUGAAGUUGGAAUAGACGAAGUAACACUGCGCACUGGCAAACAAGCCAAUAAACGCAGUAUUCAAUUUGUUCUUCAAGCUCUGUUAGCCUUAUUUGACACCCAAGAAGCCCCUAAAAGCCUUUCCUUGUGUUCAUCAAGUUCACUCGAAAGUGUAGUGACUGUUGAAGACGAUAGGCAAAARGAUUCUCCGUUAAAACCUAGUUCAACCAACGCACUGCGAGUGUCUGGAAGUAAUGGAUCCGGAGCAUUUACCAGUUAUGUUAGGAAAAGAGGAGAACCAGAUGGUAGAACUGCUUCAGAUGCGUCCACUCAAAUCACUAAGAACUCUACUGGAGUGCUAGUUAUGCCUACGAUAUUGAGUCGCAGAUCCGGUGGUACUAAUGGCGGCGGAGAAAGUGACGCUGCAUUUACACCAUCACCACCAGUUCCUGGAUUAGGGGAUGCAUUAAGCAAAACUCUAGCACACCAAACUAAAAUCAGAAAUCUAUAUUCUACUCCCGUCAGACCAGAUUCGUCGAGUUCGGCUA
Messenger RNA from Diuraphis noxia (Russian wheat aphid), 1516 nucleotides. RefSeq lists its product as uncharacterized. NCBI's taxonomy places the organism in Eukaryota, Metazoa, Arthropoda, Insecta, Hemiptera, Aphididae. Gene Ontology annotation, molecular function: protein binding. The record is from RefSeq and is a predicted model, not a curated record.